UAGGCCACCAGCUGCUGGCCAUGGCUAUAAGGAAAGCAGGGGUGGUCCACGCUUCUAUUCUUCAAUCCUUACCUCCUCAACCACUUGCUCUAGAAGCCAUCUCUCAGAUCGUCAAAACAACCAUAGAAAGCUCCCAGGAAAGGCUCAAGUCUUCCGAAUGGGAAAAUGCUAUUCGAGCAGAUCUGUUCCAAUUCGUGAUGGCAAAGCGGACCUGUCGAUCGUCUGAUGAUUCCAAAGCGUAUCUGGGAGAAUUAUACAACCGUUUAGAUGUUACUCUUGCAUGUCAAGAAGAAGGUCUUUUGGAUUCCUCUACUCCGCUAGGGCUUAUCGAGGAUCUAUUCGAGAUGCAUCGUGUGGAUCAAUGCCAGGAUAUAUUCGACUGGGUUGAAUCUCGAUCACCCAUUCUCCUGAAGGGACUCCAACCAUCGAAAGGAAAGGCCCUUGUUCUACUUCGGGCGUUGAACGCGUUGGCACGCCGAGUGUCUAAGACAGGGACGUCCGCACAAUUCAAUGGCCGUAUCCUGAAUUAUCUUAGUGGGGUCUUCCCAAUUGGGGAGCGAAGCGCACUCAAUCUUCAAGGCGAUUAUGGACCAAAAUGGGAUUGGGAACCGCUUCCAAUUCCCCAGAAAUUGCAGUCGCCUGCUCAAAGGUCUUCCGAUGAAUCCAAAUCGGACCGAAUGGAGGACGUGAAACCAACAACCUCAACUUCUACCGACCAUACGACUGCCCCCAAGUCGGAAAGUUCGCCGGCAGCGAUCCUAGAUACCAAAAUUCCCUUGCCACCCUCAUCAGACCCCACUUCCUCUCUGUCACCCGAGGAACAGAAGAUUGAAUUCUAUAAUACCUUCUGGUCUCUUCAGUAUCCUUUCUCGUUCCCACAAAUCUUUCAUAAGACGAAAUGUCUUCCGGACGAUUUGAAGCGGAACGUGGAUAAGGUUCUCGCCGCCCUUGGUGAAGCUACCAAGAGGGACCGACAAAGCUCCGGCAAUAAAAGCUUAGUCGCUGUCUCUGCCGGCGUGAAACGGAAACGGGAAGACGAAGGGGAACCAUUUGGGGAAUCAGGGACAACCUCAAGUACGACAGAUUACUUCUUUGCAAAGUUCUUGACGAGGCCGGAUUUGCUUGACCUUCAGAUCGCUGAUUUACACUUCCGCCGCCAAAUCCUGGUGCAGUUGGCUAUCUUCUUCUAUCAUUUGAAUUCCUACCUUCCGGAAGAAAAAGAGAAAUCGAGCUCCGUCAAGCGUGCGCUGAACAUGAACAUGAGCAUGGACUUCACGCUCGAUGAAUCGGAUGCUAAAUGGGUGAAAGAUGCCAUGAUCAAGGUUACAGAAGAGUUGAGGGCGUCCACUGGUCAAGUGAUACACAAGACAUUUCAGGAUACCGUGAUCAACUUAAUGGAACGUGAAAAAACCUGGGUGAGAUGGAAAAACGAGAACUGCACGACCUUCGCCAAAUCCCCCAUUAGCCACGAAGAGGCUGAGAGCGCACGGCUAAAACGACAGAAGUUCGUUGAGCCUGUUCCUGACCUAGUGCAUGUUGCUGGUACAGAAGACCUAACUGAGGUCUGGGAAGGAGGGUACCAAAGCAGCGACGAUCUGGACCCAUACGUCAAGCACAAAGCGUUCGAUCGAUAUGUUAGGGAUUUAAACCAACUGGACAAACGAAUAGAAAUGAAGCAAAAGCAGUUGGACAUGUUUGCUCAACGAAACGCUGCGUCAAAACUUGCAGAACCAAAGGAAGAGCCUCCACCUGCUUCCGCCCCCGUCGUCAUCAGUGGAACAUCAAACAAACCAAUCGUCAAUGGACCGAUUCACGGCCUCCCUCCCAAACCCGGCACUUUUCCCCAUCCGUCUACCCCAAAUUCUAACGACGAUCCUGUGAAAUCCUCAACACCGCCCCCUGUACCUAAGAUUGUGAUUGAGGAGCCUGCGCAGAAACCAAAGUACAAUGACGCUCAGCUAGAUGGAUUCAAGGAGCAACGCGAAAUCCUCAUAUGGCGUGCUCUUCGUAUGGCAACCCAA
This is a messenger RNA of Cantharellus anzutake, 2021 nucleotides long. Its product is annotated as THO complex subunit 1 transcription elongation factor-domain-containing protein. NCBI's taxonomy places the organism in Eukaryota, Fungi, Basidiomycota, Agaricomycetes, Cantharellales, Hydnaceae. The annotation marks the transcript as partial. The transcript is spliced from 7 exons. Gene Ontology annotation, cellular component: THO complex part of transcription export complex. Gene Ontology annotation, biological process: mRNA export from nucleus; regulation of DNA-templated transcription elongation. The record is from RefSeq and is a predicted model, not a curated record.